ACGGCUUCGUUGCUCCACUAUUGUACUCUCCGGUUGUCUGUUUUCUCAUACUUUAUAUACUAUUGUAAGACAUACGUCAUUUACUUGAUUUAAUUUUCAUUCAAGGGUCUUUUAUUUUCACUGUUGUCUUGAAUAGUUUACUACCCGCACAUUCCGCAUACAAUGAGGGGCUUGGGAAUAAUUUUCGUCAUCGUUAGCCUCUUCCUCGGAAUCAGCGGUGCCGAUGAUACCCUUAAAUGUACCACAAUGCCUGUCAACAACAUCCCCGAAGAUUGGAGAAAAAUGAACGAUCCUUGCGUCGCAAUACUCAAAAAACAGGUGAAAAGUGAGCUCACCGUUGCUAUGUCGUAUCUGGCAAUGGGUGCCUAUUUCUCCCGCGACACAGUAAACCGGCCAGGAUUCAGCGAGUUCUUCCUGAAAAGUGCGAGCGAGGAGCGUGAGCAUGGCAUCAAAAUAAUGGAGUACCUCCUGAUGCGUGGUCAGCUCACUAGCGACGUAACGGAGCUGCUGACCAGAGUGCCCCGAGUGGAACGUCAUACCUGGCAUACUGGAGUCGAGGCCCUCACCGAAGCCCUGAAACUCGAGCAGGAAGUCACCGCGAGGAUUCGGCGAAUCAUCGAGACCUGCGAAUCGAAAGACUUCAACGAUUAUCACUUGGUGGACUAUCUGACAGCGGAGUUCCUGACCGAGCAGUACAAAGGCCAACGAGACCUUGCGGGAAAGAUUUCAACUCUUGGAAAAAUGACUGCAUCCCAAAAAGCGCUCGGAGAAUUUUUGUUUGAUAAGAAACUUCUCAACAAUCAGCUUUAAAAUUGCCUCGUUGCAAUCAGUAUCGAUAAUUUUUUUGGCCAAUUAUUUUCCAAUUGUUGAUUAUUCUAGCUACUUGAAAAAAAAAAAAA
Messenger RNA from Copidosoma floridanum, 899 nucleotides. RefSeq names its product ferritin heavy chain. Lineage: Eukaryota; Metazoa; Arthropoda; Insecta; Hymenoptera; Encyrtidae. Gene Ontology annotation, biological process: intracellular iron ion homeostasis; iron ion transport. Gene Ontology annotation, cellular component: cytoplasm. Gene Ontology annotation, molecular function: ferric iron binding; ferrous iron binding. The record is from RefSeq and is a predicted model, not a curated record.